Spinacia oleracea (spinach) is the source of this 3516-nucleotide messenger RNA. RefSeq lists its product as uncharacterized. The transcript is spliced from 14 exons. Bases 283 to 3516 code for a protein of 1077 amino acids. The record is from RefSeq and is a predicted model, not a curated record. Gene Ontology annotation, molecular function: cysteine-type peptidase activity. Gene Ontology annotation, biological process: proteolysis. Lineage: Eukaryota; Viridiplantae; Streptophyta; Magnoliopsida; Caryophyllales; Amaranthaceae.
AAAGACCCUGUCAUCGAUGAAGAAAUGGAAGAAGAUGAGGAAGGGCGAUCGCUGUCUGGGGAUGACAGUGAAUAAUCUGUUUUUGACGGGGAUGCAUAUGAAGAUGUUGAAGAUGAUGAAUAUGAGGAUGAGAUAUAUGAGGACGAAGAAUUCGAGGAUGAAUUAUGCCAGAGAACAGUGAAACGUGCGCCAAAGAAAAGGCAAUCUGCUAAAAGCAGGAGGGUUAUUUCAUACGAUGAAGUAGAGGAGGAAGAAGAUAUAGAAGACGAAGACGGUGAAUAUAUGGAUGGUGGGUAUGAAGAUGAAGGAGAGGAUGUUGUUAUUCGCGUUCAGAAAAGAGGGAAGAGUUGGAAGGAGGUCGGGCAGAAUGCUUUGAAGAAGAAGGCACAUCUGCAGAUGAUGCGGAAGAGGCGUAGAGAGGAUUAUGAUGAUGUUGACGAGGGAAGGAGACCUGUGAAGAAGACGAUACUUCCUGCGAUGAAGCAGAUGGGUAGGAAGUUUGAUGAAACAGGGGUAGCAAAAGGAAAGCCCCCUGCAAAACAGAAGGCAAUCAAAGGGAAUAACAGGAGGAUGUUUGUGCGGGUACCGAUUCCCAAACAUCCUAUGUCUAGGGGUGAGUAUGCGAAGUUUCACGGCGUGGUAGUUGCUACUCAGCGGGCUAAUUGUGGCCGGAAGCAACCAAGCGUUAUCUGUCGCACGGAUGCAUUUUCUAAGAUUAUUGCUGCUUUUGAUGAGUCAAGGAGAAGUUGCGUUAGGAAAAUGGGUUUCGGGGGGAUGUUGGAUUUGAAAAUAUCCAAGCUACCUAGGCAGCUGUGCUACUGGCUGAUGUCCCGGUUGGAUGGGGGUAACAGUUACCUUGUUGGAGGGGACGGCCAUGUGUUGCCGAUAACUGCUUCCCAUUGGGAAUAUGUAUUCGGAUUCCAGAACAGCGGUCUUCCGGUGCCAGUGAAGGAGUCUGAUCUUCCUCCAGGCACCCUUAAAGCGAUGGCCCUCAAGUAUGGUGAAAAGAAUACAUCAACCUCAAAGAGCACAAUAAUCAUAGCAAAAUCUGUAAAGGAAUUGGCAGGGCCGGUUGACGGUGAAGGAAAGAUAAAGCCCCUGGCUAAUCAGCGUGAUAGGGCCUCGUUCAUGGAAAAUUUCAUGAUUGUGUUGCUGGGGCAGAUUUUAUGUCCUUCUAAAGAUGGGGGUAACAUGUCUUUAAAAUUGCUAGGUGCAGUUUCCGUGGCAAAGAAUGCAUCACUGUACAAUUGGUGUGAGUUUUGUCACACAUGGCUUUUAGACUACGGAGACGCUUGUCAGCGGAAGAUAGACCAUCAGGGGUAUGCCGCUGGGACUGGUGGUUGUGUGUCGUUUUUGCUGUAUCCUGUCUUAUAUUACAGUGCCUUACCUGAAAGUGGAUUUGUUUUACAGAUUUUCUACCUAGACCAUUUAUGCACGCAUCCUGUGAGAUGGGAUGAGUUUCCCAGGAUCAAAGUCUGGACACAGGAGGAAGUGGAUGAGGCCAAGAAUCGGGAUAGGAAAGCGAGUGAAGAUUAUGGAAGGAUUACGACUGUUGAUGUUGUGUACGGGGAUCCUCAUCCCCUUUACGGCAGGGAGGGUAGACGGUCUCCCGCAGUAGAGGUUGCUGAGAUGGUAGCACAGAUGACUUCUUCAGAAUGGAGACGCACCCUAGCUCAGGAGGUCACAGAGAUGGUUAUGGGGCAGCUUGCUCCAUUAUUGCAAGAUCGCCGGGGCGUAUCCCGUGAAAGAGGAAUGAGGUCAUAUCAUGCUACCGAUCAUUUGACGAUAGAUGUUGAUGGUGUGGCUAUGCCGUUGGACAAGUCUGUCAAUAAGGUGCUUACAGAGUUGGAUGCCGAUGACGAUUCCGAUGUGGAGUUGCAACCGUCUGAUGGGGGACGUGUAUUUGUGGGCCCUCAUGGGAGUGUGCCAGUUAUGAAUCCCCUAGACCCGGUCAGCCACGGUGAUGUACCUUUGGUCCACACUGCUGUCAGCCACGGUGAUGUACCUUUGGUCCACACUGCUGAUGAUGUAGGUGUAGUAGCAACUGACCCAGAAACAAGCAAGCACCCGGUCGACCAGACACAUCAGCACGGACAGGUUCAAGCUGGUGACGGGCCACCUUCAGAUGGAAUGUCAUCGGAGAAGGUGGGACAGCUGGGUGUAGUUGAAGACAAAGAGGAUGAUGAAGACAAUGGUGAGGAGAAUGUUGAGGAGCCGGAAGAGCAGGAUGGUGGCGUCAAGGAUGGGGGGCCGAAUAAUAGGGAUGAUGACGAUGAUGAGGGACCGGCUAAUGGUCCUGUGCAAGGAACGGUUGCAGCAUCGCCCUUGGAGAACAUCGCUCAAGAGAACCCCUCUGAAGAUAAGAACAGUGAAGAGAACACCAGACAAGAUAACCCCACUGAAGGGAAGACCACUGAUGAGAAUCUCCAAACCGAUGACCAAGAACGACCACGGGAGAAAUUGAUCCUAAGGAUUCCGAGAACAAACCCAAAAACACGCUAUCGGCAGACGCGAGUACGAAUGACAAAACUUGAGAGUGACGUAGUAGCUUAUGUGGAGUCAUACAAUCCUAAAGGGAAAGAGCAGGGGGCCAUGCUUAUCGAGUGUGAUGGUAAUGAUGCAAAUCGGAUGAUGUGCUACUCGGUUGUGCGUCCUAGGGAGUACGUGCAUUCCCAGUACGUUCGGGCCGUUGCAAACAUAUACAACAGGGAAUGGGCUCUGGAAUACCCAACGAAUUCUCGCAGAAUCAUGCUGGACUCCUCAUUUGCGUAUCAGAAAUUAAAGACGAGGGAAACAUAUGCUGGUCUGCUGAAGAAGUGGUCCACCCCUCUCCAGAAGAUUGUGUCAGCUGAUAUAUCUGUGGUCUAUGUUCCAGUUGUGGACAACGGACAUUGGUGGUGUGUUGCUUUUGCACUGAAAGACCAGAAGAUAUGGUUCAUUGACAGCAUGUAUACUAAUCCUGCUUCCGAGCAUUCUGGGGAUGUUAAAAAAUUGAUAGCAGCUGUGGAGUACGUUCUACAUUGGAGGGACACGCAGUAUAAUGCAGCUCUUGUUUGGAAGUUGAAGCAAAUGCAUACUUGGCCCUUGGACUCCAUUAGCUUCCCUGACUACAACGACAAUCAUGCGUGUGGAAUAGUAAUGCUUAUGGCUAUCCAGGAAAGUGCAAGGGCAUUUACAAAGACGAUGCAAGUGAGGGACAUCAAUGUAGCUCGGAAGGCACUGUUUUUGUCUCACUUGAAUUCAGAUUUCAACUCCUGCCGCCCGCUUCUUCCCCAAAUCGUUGCAACCCACUGCCCAUUGUUGUCUUUUGAUACUCACAUUAUUCCUAGGAGAUGGGAUUCAUUGCUUGCAGGUUGUUUGGUACCGUUAUUAGAAAAGUUUGGGUACAAUCUACGAGUUUGGUACAGCCUGAACUUUGUUCCGGCUUUGCAUGGUACCAAGCAUAAAUUGAGUACCAAACAAGACCAGAUAUGUACCACACGAACAUUAGUAAUUGUUGCUACAAAAGUUGGAUGA